AUGUCUCGUGUUUUCCCAUGUUCUUUCCGAAUCUUUUUGUUCAUCGCGUUGGUUUCUGAUAGUCAGAUUUUGGUUCAUCCCGUCACAUCAUUUAAAGGUUUGUGCCAGGUUAUUCUUUUCCCAUACAGAAUUUUUUUUAUUUUGAGCUACAGUAAGCCAGGUUGACGUUAUGGUGUCCAUUCUCUUGUGUUCAGCUGAGUAGACCUUCUGUACAACCAUGUAAUAAGGAUUUAACGUGUUUGAACUUCGUUUUUUCUUUCAUUUCUUGUCUUAUCAUCAUUCUCGUCAUUAAUUUUCGAGUGACUGCGUUUUUGUUUCUUAAGCGUAACAUCUGCUUUUUGCCUGGAUUAAAAUCAACUUUAACUUGGUCAUUUUUCUUAUUGUUUUUUCAGUUUAACUUAUCACCCGAAUCUUUUAUUCAACAGCUAAUUGCGCUGAGCUUUAUAUGGAUGGUAAUACAGCCAGCGGUUUCUAUAAGAUUGAUCCUGAUGGUUUAGGUGCCUUUGAAGUGUACUGUAAUCAGAACACGGCUGGUGGAGGAUGGACAGUGAUCCAGAGGAGACUGGACGGAUCUGUCGAUUUUAAUCGUACUUGGUGCGACUACAAGCAUGGCUUUGGUAACAAGUAUGGCGAGCAUUGGUUGGGUCUGGACAAGAUAAACCGCCUUACUUGGAGAACAAAGAACAAGCUACGAGUAGAUCUGGAAUUUAGACGAAAUCAGGAAAUUUAUCGUCCUUACGCCGAGUAUGACUUAUUCGCAGUUGAAUCAGAAUUGAAAAAUUAUUCCUUGAUUAUUGGUGGGAUGUUUUCAGGUAAGUUAUUUGCUAAGUCAUGAUUACUAUGAUAAGUAUAAAGCGGAUUAGCAAAUCAGUUCAUCAGCUAGAUGUUUUACAUCGAAAAUUACCCUUAUUAAAUUUUGAACGGUGUGAUCAUUGGAGUAACUUCAAAAUAUAAUUUUUUGUGGUAGCUCAUAAUUAUUAUGAUUCGUGGACUGAAGUAGCGUUUAAAGUAACAAAUCAAUAAAUCAACUAAACUUUGAGGCGAGGAAAUAUCCAUUGCUUGAAAGUGAUCUGAUAGUCGAAUUGAUGAUUAAGAUGAACUUGGUACGUACGAUAUUGAUAAGUUCUAUUCAGCGGACACGGACACUAGAAUAAGGCCUUGAUUAAGCCUUAAUUGCUCAUACAUACGUAGCAGAUUGGAAAGUAAAUGCGCAAUUCGCAACUUACCUUAGGUAGACAGCCAAUGUUUUUUUUUUCGGAUGUUCACUUACCACAAGUUAUCCUGAAGCCCCUGUAUGCCACAUUAAGAAAGCCAAUACGGAUCAUUAUUUAGAUCCUCAAGGAUAUACGACUAUGGGAGACUUAAGAUUUUAAAAAAAAUUAGACAGUGGAAGACGUACCUAUUUCGACAGGCCUAUACCAAUCGUUUAUAGUAAUUAAUAUAGUAACGAGUUUGUAAAUUCUGUCUUAAGUUUUAUCAUUUUAUUUUAUAUGCACACUCUAGACAGCGCUUUUGAACACGAGAAUAGCAUUCUAUAAAUGAUUACUAUAAUAUUAAAUAACUUUUAUCAUAUAUUUGUUCUUUCUCUCUAUUUGAAGGAGAUGUCAACGAUUCUUUUGUUGGCAAUAACCACGCCCAAUUUUCAACAGUAGAUAAAGACGACACAAACUGUACUAAAGAAUUUGGCGCUUGGUGGUUUUCAAAAGGUUUGGGGCACUGUGGUCACUCGAACCUCAACGGUAAUUACCACCAAACGAGUGGUAUGAGAUGGACUAAGUGGAAUAAACACCCAAAUACGCUCAUCAUCAAAGCUGAAAUGAAGAUCAAGCCGGAUUGCCCAAGAAAAUAAUUUAUGUAAAAUGUAUGAGAUCGUGUAAAAAAAAAGAUGACAAUAAAUGUGUUUGCAGUGUACUAGUUGAUUCUUGUGUAACUCGCUGGAUAAGCGAAGUAUGUCGAAUCGAAGUGCGCAGAGGUUAUGGAACCACUCAGCCACACCAAUUGAGCUUCGAAACCUCGUCUUGUCUACGAACAUAUCUUAUUGGUUUGUGCAUAAUAUGUCCUUCAUUUUUUCUUACUCUUCCAAAUCGCAAAGCGUCUCCAAAUGGAAUUUCCGUAGCCAAAAUACCACAUACUUGCUAUUUUAACGUUACCAUACUGCCAUACGCACUGAAAAUUUUUGUAUUCUGGCAGUCGGAGGAACAUUUCGAAUCUUUUUCACGUUGUACACAGCGGACAUAUGAAAAUUUGACACAAGGAAACCUGGAAUCUGUUGUGUAGAUUGUUAAAUUACAGCAUUUAACUAUGAGGAGGAAAUAUGUACUCAUACGAAAUUAUGCUUAUCUGUACUGAUGUAGGUUUUGAGCGCUUUUGUGAAAUUUUUCAAGAAAGGCGGAAGUCUUCUUUAACCAAAACAUAACCGGUGAAAGGCGGGCACUAAUCGAGAACAGACUGAAUGAUUCACUGUAUUUUAGUCACAACUAGUUUAUGAUAAGGUAUUAUAAGCUCUACAGUAAAGGGUUUGAGCCCAGGAGUAACUUAUGAUAGUUUAGUCUGAUCGUCCGAGUGAGUGUAGUCCGAAUAAGGACUGUUAUCGGUUGUGGUGUCUGACGUUCGAAAACCUAAGCGGAAGUCAUCAUCAGAGUCAAGUGAAUAGCUGUUCUUAAUCGAAUUUCUAAGACCGGUUUAUAUAUACUAAUUGGUCAGUUUUGCCGUGAUUAUAUUGGAUGUAAGACUCAAGUGGCAUAGGUCGGUCUCGAUUCGAGAGAAUUUUGAAAAGCCACAACGUGAAAGUUGCUCAAAAACCUUUUCAGACUUUGGAGCAUAUUUUCGCCAAACCUAAGGAUCCUGUCAAGAAAGAACAACGAACCGACACCAUUUAUUCUAUUCCUUGCAAUGACUGUGAUAACGAAUACAUCGGACAGAUCAAACGUCAGUUUGGUACACGUUUGAAAGAGCAUCAAAAAGCGGUUUUCUUUUGCAAAAAGGAAAAUUCAGCUUUAUCGGAGCACACAUGCCUAAUCAACCAUACAAUUGGGUGGGAUAAUUCUAAAAUUAUUACCACUAAUCGGCGUUACCACCAGCGCCUUUGUUUGGAGGCUUGGCUUAUUAACUCCGCCCACGUUCCUUUAAAUCGUGACGAUGGCGGCUUGCUUCCUAACACCUAUUUACACCUCGUCAGAAAAAAGGCAGCUAAUUAGCGAUCAUGGAAAAGGACCUCUUGUUGCAGCGUUUAGAUCACCCCUGAUGAAGGCACUAGACAGGAGUGUCGAAACGUUGGGUCCAUAAAUUGUAACUUCUUCGGUUACAUUCAUUAAAUCUGUUAACCAGAGUAGCAUCAAACCAUGUCUGAUUGUCCACCUGGUUGCCAUGUGAACUUUAAUAAAAAUUACCCUGUUAUGAGUUCAAUUAUACACAAAAUCAGAGGGCUAGAUCUUGGUUCCUUUUUGGCGAAAUCAGUAUUUAUUUGCUUCCUUGUAUCUCUCAACAAAACGGGUAAGAUCUUUCUUUAACAAUGUAGUUUGUAAAUUCUACAAGACGAAAGAUCCUAUGAUUAUAUGAUUGUGACUAAAUCCUAAGAUUCUAAGUGCUUUUGCUUAUCAAAUUGUUACAGUGAAGCAAACUGAAAGUGACACAACUGAGGUUAGUUUUUAUAUAGUAGGACGCAUUUCCCUAAAUUGUGAACUAACUGAUGUUGCUCGGGCUAUGAACAUAAGCUUUCUACAUAAGUAUGCUUUGGCUCUAGUUCACUUCAAAUCUUCCACUUAUUUCAUCCUCGGUGAUGUUAAUAUAUGUCCUCUGAAAUUGAUUAAUCAAAGAGAAGAAGAUAUUUCAGGUUAGAUGCACGAGUGAAGCUUGAAAUGAAAAAAAAAUUGUAAUCAUAUAAAAACAGCAGAUAGUAAAAAAAAUAGUAACAAGGCGGUAGAUGAAAAAGAGAUAUAAAAAAACUCAUGAGAUACUGCUAAUUAGGCAGGCAGUGAUACACCGUUUGAACCAUUAUAAUCUGACCAACCUUUUAUCUGAGUAAUACUUCUACUUAUGUUGUCCGUCUUCCUUUUAAGAGCAUAUUUGGCCAUAAAUAUAUUUAUAGCCGUUUGUACAGUGGAGAGUGUUUCAAUAUUUGUCACUGCUUCAUUGAUCUCGUAUGACUUCUCUGCAUUAAUACAAGUCUACUCAUUUGAACAAUUAAAGAUUUUAUUAUGUAAUCUUAUCGAAUCGAAUCAACAUAAUGUGGCUAAAUGUAAUUUAGACAAAGUGAAAUUGCAAGCCAAUGUGGUCAGUGGUCUCCUCCUCAAGCGUGCGCGAUUGUGGAGUGACCGCAAGGGCCUUUUGGUUAUUUUGGGACUUAAGUUGCAUCUCACGCUGGCAUUUUUUGGGCUGAUCAUUGUGGAUCUGUCUCGUAAGUGAAUCUUUGUGGAUACUGGCUCCCAGCCCGUCCCUCCCCUUCUGUGCAGGUGAGUAUUUCCACUGAAUUCUUUCAGUUGGCGGCUGCAUGCAGGGGUGGUUCCCGUUCGCAGGUUUGCCAAGGAUACCUCCUUGCUAUGCCUGAUGCGUUUAGGCUCCCGUCCAACUUUUAAAGCAUCAGUUCCCAAACUCAUCUAUUGGUGAUGAGUUUAAUUACUUAAAUGAUAAAAAUAGGAAAGAAUGGAAGGAAGGGCUAAGGAAUUACCUAAAUUCAAUUUCACUCACCUUUACUUCUCGCAAGAAGUAUUCCAGCUGAUCUACGAUGUCAGCAAACGAAGGUCUCAUCGUUCCAACAAGAUCUCAUCAGCGUAUAUCUACAAAUACGUUGCAGUAUUCAUUACUUUUUUGCACCUAUUUAUUCAUUCAACUCAAACAAUCUUAACACAGCCAAACUGCAGAGCAUCGAACAGCGACAUGUAAACUAGAUGGAGUUCCAAAUCUAAGAAGAAACAAACCCUUUAUUAAUUCCUCGCCCGGGUGAAAUGGUUUUAAUUACUUGAAUAAUGUCAAAAUUGUUAACUGAUAGAAUAAAUGUAAACACAUAAAUACACAUGCUUGAAAAUGAUCGAAAAGCUUACAGUUCUUCCGAGCAUUGAUGAGGACGUGACAUCCGGUAGCCCGUAGAAAGCCGACUUACCAAGGCAAAUGGUGUUGGGAUGUCAGGGUAUGGUGAGUCACCUGUUAAGCAAAAUAACUAACAACAGUAGCUUGAGCUUAAUUGAUUAUGUGGCUUUAAGCUGUCUAUCCCUCUGAUACAUCUGUUGACAUAUAGCCAGUGAGCUCAAAAUUGCAAAUGAAACUUGAUAAUAUUAUUGUCUUUCCUAGAAUAUUUCAACUUAUUAAAAUAAUGCUUUUGAUCCAGCGUGAUUGACUUAUGGAAUGACAUACUAUUUAAUGAAUGUCCAAAAAAAUUGCCUAAUUUUCCCCCCUUCAAAAACCUCUCCCAGGCUAUAAAACAAAGUAUUUUGGAAUUCUGGAACCAAUGUGAAUUUGUACGAAUCCCCGACUCUUUUCCCGUCGUCAGCAUUCACUUUUAUAAUGACAUUUCUACUUCAUCAAAUAUUUAAUGACCUACCAUAAGUUACCAUUUCCCAAAGUAAUAUGCCAAACGACCACCUUCAAAUGGGCGAAAAAAGGAAAAAAAAAACACGCCAAAAAGCAACGAUUGAUGACUCAUUUUCAGUUAAGUAUAUACUUGCUGACGCUUGAUUGACAUGGGAACGAAUUUGUCUGAAAUUAAUAUUCUGAUAACAAGUUGAAGAGAUUCACGUGGCAUUAUGGAAGUUUCGGAUUGUUUAUGCAUUUUGCGGGAAAAUUAAGUCAUUCAAGGUUGGUCUGUCUUGACCACUUUCUUUUCUGUAUUUGUUGUAAUUUUGGUAUAUGAAAUCCCUGUACAACAUCGUUAGAGUCAUUAAUUAGUAGUAAAACCAGGCUAGUUUACCCUUUCCUGGGGGUAUUGUGCUGCUGCAUUAGAUGAGGAAUACGUUUUCACGCAUUAUUGGCCACAUCUAAAAAGUGGCUAUUUAGUGGUUUUCAUUUUCUAGAACCUUUAGUUUCAGGGUGCACAUGUUAAGAAAAUAGAGAAAGAGGUUUUUCGUCUUAUCACGAGCAUGGGACAAAGAAAAAAUUCCCCAUGGGUCGUCCCCCAGUACUGAGGUUCGAAUCCUCAUGGGGAUCAGAACUUUUUAACGAGCUUAAAACUUGCCAUCCUUCCCAUUCGAUUUGAAAAUUUACAGCUGAAAAAAAAAACAACAAUAACAUCCAACAAUUAUAGUUGAAAGUGCCUGAGAGUCAUUAAUUAUCAUGCUUUCUCACCGAACACUACAUAUUUUUGACGAUGGCUUUUCAGACAAUGCGAUCAAGCCUGGCUUGGAACAAUCCCAAAACGGUUUCGUUCCAAGAUACUCUACGUUUGCAUCGGAGAUAUAACAACUUUGUAUACUACUUUUCGUGUCACUUACACAUCGCUCUUGGAUGUAUAAACUCGAUCUCGCAGUGAUUCUAAAGACGACCAUCUCCAUGGAACUUUACCCUGUGAAAAAGGGAGGUGUGCAUGAUCUUGUAACAUUAACUUGUAUAAACUGGAAUGAACAAGCCAACAAGUCACCACGCCAAUCUGAGGAUUUUCCAUCCGUUUGACUGAAUGUUAGUUAUACCAUAGAUCAUAAAUAAGGUAACCGAAAUCAAUUGUGGCAGGAUAUAUAUGGGGCCAUUUGUCUGUCUGGUUUAGAGGGAAAGAAUUUAAUUCAGUCGGUUUUAGUAAAAGUAGUUAGAAAAGUAACAAUUAGUGGCACAAUACUUACGCACGAGGUCUUGAUGCAUAAUCCAUUGUCUGUGAUUUCCCUAGCGAAUCCAAAGUCUCCGACUUUUGCCACCAUGUUUGGAUCGAUAAAAACAUUUCUCGCGGCAAGGUCGCGGUGAAUGCACUGAAAAAAAAGUUACCACAUCGAUUCUCUAUCGUGCAAAUAUUAUCGGACAAUAAAUAACUGAGUUAAAUUUUCAUCAAGAGCUUCGCUAGGAAAAGAUCCGGCUAACCUUCUGCUCUUCUAAAUGUUUCAUUCCCAAGGCCACAUGUAGAGCAAUUUUAAGCAGCUGUCGGUCAUUCAGCUUACAGUGCACAUUCGCAUAUUCGUUACCUCCGUCACCCUUGCACCUCAAAAAGCUUUCAAGGCUACCAACAUGGACCAAUUCGGUGACGACAAGAAUUGUCUCUAAGGAAAGAAAAGUUGGCUAUCAGGAACAAAUUUACUGCUACAAAUUGAUGGGAACUCGACGACGGGAGAAAGUAGCCUCAAACCAACUACCAGCAUGCACGUUAGGGAAUACUGUGGGUUGGCGGCAUCAUUUUUGCAAAAGUUACCAUAUACCUUUGGUAGAUUAGAUAAAGACAAAAAGAAUGAGUUUGCAAUUUUAAGUACCGCUCUCGCUGAGAGCGGUCCUCUCGACUUCCCGUCGGAAAAAAGUUUACCUUCACUACUUACCCAUGAAAAGGGUUUAGGACACAUGUUUCAAAAGUAGUUUAUUUGUUCUCCUAUUCCCUUUUUGCGUGGUCACAAGUUAAAAUUGAUUUUGGCCAGACCACCCGUGUGGACAGCGAUCAAAAGUGUAAAUUUCACUGAUUUUCUUCAGCGCGAAGCGACUGCAUUAAUACAGCUCACGGAAUUCGCUCUCGCUACAAAUUAUGUGAUGUAUUCAGUCAAUGUACAGACAAAAGACGGAAACUUCACCUGAAAUAUUUUCCAUUACAGCGUUACCUGAGGAAACCUCUUCGACCUUUCGACCGAAUAUUUGCAUAUCAAAAAAUUUACCGAUUUGUAAGAAAUAAUCCUCAAAAUGCAGGCGUAAAUCGGGUCAAAAAAGCAUAUCAGUGCAUAGCAUAUACUCCAAUGAAGUCGCAGAUUGUCUCAAACCCGCAGGCAUCUCUCUAACUUUCAUCCACUAACACCUUGAAAACACCGUAAAUCCAUGUGUUUGCUGAAUUGCGCUCGUCUAAAAGCUCAUUUGCAUAAUUCUGAAAAUUGACCAAGAUAUCCUUUUGACCGUUCACCUCUUCGAUAAUUUUCACAGUGUAAAGUUCUUUGGAGAUGUUCAUCUUUAGAAUCUCUGCAAGAUCGAGUUUUCUUCCACCCUGAUUAUCUUGCCCUGUAAACUUCAUUACAUGAAUAAAUACAUAUUUUUUGCGUAGACUAGCAAGAAUGUUAUUUGGAUAGUCGAAAUAAGUCUCACCUCCUUGAACCCAUGUUCCAAUUAGGUUGACAAUGUUGGGAUGUCGUCCAGCCUGUUUCAACGUUCUUGACUCAUUCAGCAAAGCGGCUUUCGCAAGUGUGCAUGCAUUACCUAAAAUAAAAUAAUAAACAAAGGUGAUAAUUAUUCAUAAGUUGGUUAAGUUGUGUUGUACGUAGAAUUCAAAGAAAACGAAGAAUACUGCGAAUACCCUGCCAGUCUAAACACCUUGCUACAAAUAUUACGUUAAAGAAUUCAGAUUGCAAUGGGGUAACAUACAAUAGUCCCAAAAAUACGUAUAAUCGAAUUUUAUUUGCUGAUCCGCCCACACUGCUAAGAAAACAAUAACUGAGAAAAGAUUAAAGCCAAUAGAAAAAGACCCCUAUGCAUACCUUUCAACUUCUUUAUUGCAAAAUCAGUAAUGCUACCAUUCCUUCCACCAUAGUGACCUUUGUAAACGAUUCCAUAUUCUCCUUCACCUAGUACCUCAUCGAGUACUUCGAGAGUACCUCGGUCUUUUUCGCUCUCCGCUAUCUCAGUGAAGAGGGAUGUUUGUAUUUCGUCGCUAUCUUUGUCACUAUCCAUCCCACUGUCUUGAUACGAAAUAAUGUUGACAUCACAGUGACCACAGCCGUCUUCGGCACCUUGGUGACCAUUUCGUGAAUUAAACAACUCUUCUGCAUAGCCUUUUUGAUCAGAGAUGGAAUUUAGGAAAUGUUUAUCUCCGACAUCUAGUGGAGUCGGAGUCCUUCUUUCCUCGGACGAUACUCUCGGUAUCGAGUCAACUCUCCAGUCGUCAUGGGUAUGCUUUUUACUGUUUAGCUGCACAUUGUUAUUCUUAUUUUUACCAACUAACAACGAAGAGAUAGCAUUUGCCUCUAAAAGCUCCCUUUCUUCCGUGUCAGCAUUCAUAUCUUUCAGUAUCACCUCAGCCAAAUCUUUGUUGUCUAUGCAGGCCACAAUUUAAAGUUUUGAUCAAGUUUAAGUUUUGAUCAAGUUAAAUUUUAGUUGCUAUGAAGUUCGAUUGCACUAAAUAAGAUUUACCUCAUGAUCUCUUCUUGCACGUCGAUACAAAAACGCCAUAAAGCAUCCGCUCAUGAAUGCAAUUAUUACGCUACCACACACACCAAGUGCAGUAACCAGGGGAACAGACCGUUGUUGUUCCUUUAUUGGCGGGGCUGUAUUUGAAGAAGCUCGUUGAAAUAUGAAGAACAAUGAAAUAACAGUGAGAUUGAACAUUGCAUGGAAUUAUCAAGCGCAUUAUAUGGUGCUGCUGAUCGUUUCGUCUCAUAGCGUGAGAAACUGAAACCUGAUUAUCCGCUUGCUAGGAUUUGCAUAAAGCAAGGAAAUAUUAAAUUUCAACUUUCAUUUAAUUGCUCAGUCUGCAAAAAUGAUGUUUUUCUUCAAUUUAGAUAGAGAAAAAUCUCCUACUGAGUUCUGCUACACGAUUGACCCUCAAGGAAAAUGAAUGCAAAGCGUAGUAUCAACAUGCAACCUCAUCUAACUUUUUAUGAACAGGAACGUGAGAUUUGGAAGCUAUUUCCUCAGCGCUGCUCUUUGCGAUACAUAUGUCCAGUAUUCAAGUGAACUGAUCAAAACAUUUUUCUGUAAGUGACUUUUGAAAGCAUUUCUUUCAAGUACUUUCAUCGCCUUCUCAGAAGAAAUGAUCGUUUCAUAACAAAAUUUAAUGCCAAGGUAAGAAACAUUGAGCAUAUGUCUCACCUAGAUCUUUUGUGGACAAGAAUGCCGGCUUUGAUGCUUUUUCUCCCGCACUGUUAUUUGCAAAGCAGUAAUAUUUUCCAUUAUCUUCCCUCUUUACACCCUUUAUUACCAGCUGGCUAUGGAUUUUCUCGUCGUCGAGGAAAAUCUCAGGUACUCUAAUUCGGUUGUAAGAUUGUACAGCAAGUGCGUCAUCGUUCUCUAUCCAUGUGAUAGACGGCAUGGGAUGACCUUUGGCGGCGCAGUCAAAGGUUGCGUUGAAACCAGCGUCAACAGUUUGGUUCUUAGGAUCCUCAACAAUCUCUGGUGCCAGGGAAGCUUACACCGGCAAUUUCAGAUGACGAUGGAUAUUUUAUAUGAAGAAAGAAAGUUAAAUUUGAGAAGCCGUCAGUGAGUAAAGAUCAAGUAAAGCGGGGAAGGUAAGUAAUUAAGAAAACGCUAAAGGGAUAAAGAGAGCUUCGUCACGAUAAAGACAUCUUGAAAUAGUAAAUCCACGCCUUAUAGAAGUUCUAUCAUGUUCAAUCAAUUUUGCUCAUGCUUCUGACUUUUUUUUAUCCAUGUUACUUAUCAACUAAAGCAACUUCUCUUAGAUAUGGAGCUAGUCCAUGGAAUAUAAAUACCAAUACACGGCAAUUUUUUAGUACGCACAAUUCAGUGGGCAAACCACUUGUCACUGCGUUUUCCACUUUACCUUAGUAUUAUUUUUAACUUAAAAUAUUUCCAAGAAAGCUGAUUUAGAUAGCGGGGUUGUGAGAAAGUGAAAAAAAAAAUCCCAGGAGGGUAGGUACCAUUUGGGAAAAUGUUGCUUUAUUUUCAGUUAAAUCGCUAUUGUAAAGACGAUUAGAGCGAAUUAGAGUAAAAAAUAGAUGAAAGUCUUUAGAGCAGGAAAUGAGAUGACUCGUGGGUUCAGUAAGCAAUGAAUCACUCCGUAUUACUCAUCAGGUUUAAUGCUGUUUCGAAAAUAAAAUUUCUUCGUCUUCUAAUUAUCGGUGAUUUGCCAAACUUUGAUUUUGGCCAGGCGGUAUGAUUAAAAAUCGGAAAAUUAGAAUGAGCUUUAUGCUGGCACCGCAUUUGCCAAUUUACUUUAUCAUGAAAUUUCUAAGCAAAUGUGUGCUCACAAACAAUACCCUAUUAUACAAUCUAACUCAUGUCAUCAAUUACUUUAUUGCUUCUCGAGGUGAUUACUUUAUAUGUUUUGCCUACUUUGCAGCUCAAUUUCGACAACUUUUUGCGUGCAGUAUCCCUCAUAAUCAUUCUGAGCCUCACAAGUGUAGUUUCCAAACUGUUCCGUAGUCAAUCUCUUGAGCAUUAAUGUACCCUGCAGGCAUUUGGCUUCAACUGGUCUACCCUGAGGAUCAUACCACUGAAUAUACUUGGUCCAUCUCCUUGGAUGUAGCUGGUCUUUAUAACUUGGCCACGCUAUGCAAGCCAAGUUAAUAUCUGCACCUAUUCUUAAUGUGCGGUUUGGCGGACUUGAGAAAAUAUCCAUUUCAGGUAUCACUAGACGGAAAAGUUAAAAAAAAAUUAAAUGCGUGGUCCUCGAGGUAACCUAAAACAAUAAUAACGAUGACUCAAUCAAAAACUUCAUUACAAGGACUUGAUUUCUGGAUCAAGUGUGCAACUUUAGAUUUGUAAACAAAAAUGCAGUUGCUACUAACCAGUUUUACUAUUGCAUCUGUUCCUCAUUUCCUUGGUUGAAAGGCUGCUUAUAGCACUGGUAACAAGUAACAGCAUGAAGAAGUUGCCAGCAUUUCCAAGCCAAUGUGUGUUUAGCAUUCUGGUCAUGGGAUGUUCGUCCACUUCUUCGUACAAAAGUUACCUAAAUGUAAAAUCGUUUUUUUGCUAUGGCAUAGGGCAAAACGUCUUUUUUUUAAAACCAAAGCGGGCAGUGGGUGAUGGAAACUUUUCUCUUCAUCAACAGAUUAAUUGUCAAGUUAUUACCAAACUUCCAUUGGGAAAAUGAGCCGAAGUGCAAAAUGAUAGGCGAGGGAGAGGGUUAAACCUGCUUUUGAGGAUGUGGCUUUAUCAUUAUUACUAUUAUCAGACUUGUUAUCAUUAUUUUCAUGUCACCAUAAUGAUAGCUAUCACCAUCAUUAUUUUUAUUAUUAUUAUAAUUAUUAUUAUCACUAUUAUUAUUGUAUUCAUUUUGGCAUAUGAGUCAAUUUUAAUGAGGCCGUGAUAACAGCGGCAAUUUCUAUUAACCGAGCGAAAAUGAUCUCAUUAUUUUCUCUUACUGGUCCAAAAAACUUAAAAGAAUAGAAGCAUAAGACCUCAUUUCAGAAAGUCUAUGUUUCGUGACCAAGAAAAUGCAAUGAACAAAAAUUGCAACCAGAUGGCUUAUAAGUUGUCUCGUGCAAAAUGUCAUAUCUUGUUACCUACGCAACCGAUGCUCACGAAACCUGACCAAAAUGUAAAUUGAAGGUCUGAAUAAAGCCUCAUGAAAACAGCAGAUGAUAGUUUUUCAGGAAAAACUGAAGGGAAAAACGUAAAAGAAAUCUCAUUCUCUUACCUUGUUAUAUUUUUAUGAUGGUUGUUGAUUUUUUCAAAUUUUAUAUUUUUGACGCAUGUCAUUUCCCACGGGAUAAUUUAAGUGAGUCUUGCAAAAGCUUAAGAUGUUCUUCAUUUGAAGAUAUGUCAAGUUUUCCACUGAUCACUCAAAUUGGUGAAUCUUGAUGCGUUUUGGCACUUAGAGGCAGCUUUGGUGAGUUUUCGCGAGAAUAAAGUAUUUUAAAAUAUAAAAAUUAAUAAAUAAUAAAAGUCAUGAUGAAAAAAGGUCAUACGACCCACCUCAAGUCUUUUGCUUGCCACAGCAGACCAGACAAAAAGUGAAUAUAUUCAACUUUCUCACGUCGGAAUAAACAUAAAGGAAACAGGUGUCACAAUGUAGAUCUUUUUCGAGAUCCAAUAGUAUACCUUGCAGCUAUAUUUCAACCUAGUUGACACUGCAUGAGGCCACGCUUAGAGACCAUUUAAGCUUCCAUUGAUGUCCAUUAAACAUGGAAGAGUGUGUGAGAAUGGUUCUCAAGGUUUGGCCGCAACUGCAAUAGACACAUCUCCAUAAUUACUACCCAAGUUUAAAAUUUAUGACCGAAAAAAAAAACAUGUCAAUGAAAAAACUUAUCGUGCGUCAUAAGGCAUUUAAACUAGCCAGACUUAUGAAUAAUUUUGAGACACCAAAUGCAACUUUUCAUCUCUAUGAGUUCCUUUAUUCUUUUAAAUGAAAAAAUAAUCAUAAUUAAUUAACAAAUAGAGAAGCCUUGACUGUGCUCUGUUCUGUUAUAAAGCACGCAGGAAGCGGCUAGAGCACGAAAGAAGUGUAGGGAGAAACACGAGACGUAGUCGAGUGUUUCUUCCCACUUCUUGAGUGCUCUAGCCGCUUCCUAAGUGCUUUAUAACAGAACAGAGCACAGUCAAGGCUUCUCUAUUUGUUUUAUAAUAAAGAAUCCGUUAAAUUCCCCAUGUAUUACUUUCAAUUUUCAAAACAAACUUUAUUUCCAAAGCGAAGAACAGUGUCGUCAGCAUGCUCUAUACUCUCAUAGAGCACGCUACAAUAAGCCAAUCAGAAUCCCUGUUAGAAUGGUUCAAAUAAUCUGAUUGGCUGUAGAAGACAAAAGCUGUCAAAAGUGUCAAACCAUCAAAGUUCAAAAACCAUCAAAGUUCACACUCUGUGAUAGUUUUACAAACUAAAAUAAUUCGGCAGGUCGAAUUUAACGCUUUUGCCUGAAGUUUUUAAUUCAGAAUCUUGAAGUGAAAUGUUCAGUGAACUUCAGUCGAAUUAUGGCUCAUAAAAACACGCGGGUUUUUUCACAUGACAAGGUAGAAAACAAACUGUUCAAGGCGAGUGUUUUUUAAAUGAACAACAGCUGAAUUCACUGGAACAUGAAGAUCGCUCAGGAUGACAGCGCCGCAAAACUCGGCUGCAGUGACUGAAGUGACUUUCCACUCAACACAUUGGAAAGGAUAUCAGAGCGAGCUCUUAUUUCUUCACUCGAAGGGCGGCCGAUGUAGUUUCUGAGGCUUGCUUUACUGUGAUGACCGGAGAUCGCCAUGAUGAGCGAGCCACGAUGGACUUCAGCAUGAUCAUAUUUGCUCAGACACCGUCAUGAUUAGCAUGAAUUUUAACAGUUAUGCCAGUUUGGUUAUAUUUUUCAUCAUUUCUGUUUUGUUUUGUUUUGUUUUUGAACUCUGAACUUUAUAUACUAUACGAGUGUUGGCUGUGUUUGAUUUUCAUUAUCGUACGUAAGCAUGCAAUCUAACUGAGCGUGAAAAUCUUUUAAACUCGGAAUGUCUAUUUUGUUUUUCCUUUGAGGAUUUUCGUAUCUGCCCACGUUUUAAUAACGUAAAUAACGGCGCCUGGUAUGUUUACAAACCUUUCUUUGGUUCUUCUGUUACCACUUGCCGGCUGGCUUGUUCCGAAAUUUCACUUUCAAUUAUCGGAAAAAAGCUAAAAAGAAGUCCCGGAAAAGGUCGAACAUAGUACAAUUUGGCAGAUGGCGUGACAGCUUUAGCUCAGUUCUAUGCUCUAUACUCUCAUAGAGCACGCUCUUUCAACCAAUGACAGCGCGCGUUAUAUCCGAACUUUAUUAUAAAUAAAAAUAUAGAAUGAUGCUUUUUGCAGAUUUUACAGAGGAGCCAAGUUGUUUUGGCGGGAACUUUGCACCUCGAUCAUUAUCGCCCAGCAGUUAGUUUUCAAUAUUCGGGGUUUCCACUUGGCUGAUAUGCACUUAAAGCAGAUAAAAUGAUAAAGGGUUAUGAGGGUUAUUUUCCCAACCAAGCUUUUGUUCCGUCGGUUUUAUUGCCUUACAAAGAAAAACUUCGAAUGACUUAUUUAUUCGAGGAGUUGACGAGAACGAACACGGAUUUCAAAAUGGCGACUUUUUCACGUUUACCUCAUAUUUAAUCAAGGAAUCGAUCUCAAUAAGCAUGGAGUUCAAAGAAACUCUCCAUAAAACUGGUGACAAAUUUUCUGUCUUGAUAAAGAAGAUAAUUGAAAAUAAACUCCUGGGAUUGGCUGCUUCAAUGUUAAAAACGUUAUAACUGAAUUAACAUCUUCACGCCGAAAGCGAUUGUAAUGUUGACAUCGUGAAUAUGAAAGCGAUCUUUGCGCUAAUGAACUCUACUCAAGCAGUAGUGAAAAUAGGGCCUAAAAAAAUUGCACGGGAUUUGAACCCAUGACCUCUGCGAUACCGAUGCAAUGCUCUACCAACUGAGCUAACAAGCGAACUGGGAGCUUGUCGUUAAUUUGGUUCCCAACAAACCCAUGAAGUGAUUAAUAAAUGACUGUUGUUCGCCAGCUGGGAGGUCCGUAUAGGGAAAAACUGUGCCUGAAGUCUUGUGGCACUCAAGACAGAGGGCACGUUUUUUUGCAAUACGGACCGAUCUAGACUGGUGAAUAGCAUUUUUAUAUUUUUCUAAAACUGAACGAAAUACUUACGAAAAGAACCCGAAUGAUCGUUAGGCUGUAAUAACGGCAAGAUCCUCUCUAAACCGAACAAUUUUUGAGUAAGUAAAUGAUAGUAGAAAGAGAGGUGAUGCAAACUAAGGAGAAAGGCUUCACCGAAAAAUAUUUAUUUAUGAAGCAGAUAAGGGUGAUUUCAAAACUUUGAAACAUUUCCUUUUUAACAAGCAUCUGUCACAAUCUGACACAUCUCAAUUAGAGAGCGCGUGAGAAAAAAAUUCAGACAAACAAUAAUACUGGUUUGGCAAACAAACUCAAGUUUAAAGACUGUCACGACAAUUUUUCUUUCAAAAACAUUCAGUGAUCUUACGGAAAUUAUUAUUUACUGCCAUUGAUGAAAAGUGUACGAAGAGUACCUCUGCUCAGACAGUAAAUGGCAAAGAAAGUUAUUGUAGGUUAAUACAACGAUAAGUUUUGAAGUUGUGGGAGUUUGCUCGUUUGUUUGCUGCCAUGGCGCGUGUAAAUCAGGCAUUUUUGCACAAAAACACUAAAAUCGAAUGAGGCACGUUAACUAGACCCAUGGAGAAUUUAAUGCGGGAUCUUUCUCCUUAAAUUAAUUCAGUUUUUGUCGUGCAGUUACCACACAAAGGGUCAAAUGAACUGACUUGCAAAGACUUCCCCAGAGAGUAUUUGUCAUGUUUUUAGAAGACUGAAACUUUGCCCACCGUUUCACAACAAAAAAAUUGUUUGAGAGAAUUUAGAUAUCAAUUUAGAUAUUUAUUCAAUUGAACACAACGAUUUCAAUGUGAUAACCGAAAAUGACCAACGGUUUAACAAAGAUGACCACCAGAGUGAAGACUGGGUAGGGCACCGUCCUCUUUUAUUUGCAGCAACUAUACAAGAGACCGCAAUUCCAGAGUUAGCCUCCACAGCAAUACCACGAAGUGUUCAAGGUUUUCGACUAAACAUCUCAGAGCUACACCAUCAUCCCCCCAGAUGAACGGAUGUAUAAAAAUUAUACGCAUGGCAACACGUAAGUAAUACUAAUCAAGAAGAAACUAGCGUUAGUGGAGUAGAAGCUCAUUUACAUAAUGGAUCGAGAGAGACAUGAAAUAUUCAAAGGAAUAUUACUACUGGAAGGGAUAUUACUACUCUGUCAAGAGAGCUGAGAUGAAAAUUAGAUCAGUUUCAUUUUAGAACGUUCUAUUUUGUUUCCAGUUCAACGUUGUUUAUUGUAAAUUACUUUUUUAUUAACCAAAAUUCACUAAAACGGAGUUAUCGCAACAAUGAAAACGAUUCAAUGUGUAUUGUAAAGCAAAAAAUCACGAGAAUGAGCGGGUCAUAUUUGUCCAUAUUGAUUUAGCGGAGAGACUUCAUUUUAUUCAAAAGAAAAUGAUCGCAAUGGGUCAAUACGAUAUAACGCUCUCAAUAUUUGUCACUCUGUCCGGCAAGGUAAAUUAAUCUCCGUUUUGAUCCAUCAGCGUCUAACUUAUAAGAGAAUAAAUUACUGACUGAGCCAUCGGCUGAAUCAGUACACAACGUUAUGUGGAUUAAAUACCUGUAUGCGAAUAGGCGAUAACAAUUUAAUGUAGCCGAUAACAAUUCAUGAUAGACAACAGGAAGAUAUGUAAUUCAAAUUAAGUCUAAGCUGAGUAUUAAAGGCUAGGAAAUUUGUUGAAAAAUUUCGUUUGGUGCAUACCACAUUCGACAGUUUGAAUGUUUUUGGCAUUUCGCAUUGCUGGAUAGAACUGGCUGUGAAUUGAUCCUGGCAUGCCGCUAGGCUUAGAGACAAAGACCGACACAGUCAGAUGAAUAAUAUAUGAAUGAUAUGAAAAAUUACUCCUCUCUUUAAAGUGGAGAUUUAAUAACGAUAGGGAAAUCAUAAACGAAAGGAUGUGUGUUUUAAGUUAGUUUGGCAAGUUAGUAAGGGCUACGAUUUUCAUUCAUUAUGGCACUUAGACAACUUUUCGAUAUUCCGAUAGCUACAAUGAAACAACCUUCAUUCUGACCCUCAGCUUUGACUUCUUCGUGCAGAAUGAAGGCCUCAGAAGGAGCAUGGCUUUCAAACGACGCACGAGAUAAAUAAUAGAAAACAGAUCCAUUUCUAGCCACUAUUCAGACCAAAAGUGUACUUUCAAUAUUCUAACAUUUCAAUCUGCUAAUUACUUGGUAAAAAUCUUUCCUUUCAAGUCGAAGACGAGAGAAUUUUUCAGUCACUGAAAUCAGUAACGUUAAUGGGCGCGUGGAGUGGUAUAACAAGAAAAAAAUUUUCGCAGUUAUUUCAAUGACACACACAACAGGUUGUGUCAAAAUGGUUUACAUCAGCGUUUUCACCAGUCCAUAAUGGCCUCAAGUUAUCUAUAGUUAAGCCGCGGCCAGAAUAAAAAACAAGUACGAUGACUUUAUUUUUGUCCGAUUUUUGCUGCGGUUUUCUUGUAAUGAGUCAAACAUCUGCUAAGCAGGAAACGGUGCUGAUGGCACUCCAGUCAGUUCCUCGCCCACAAAGCAUUAUAAUAGCGUCUACAACAGCCUCCCCUUAGGCACGGCGAGCAAGAAGAUCGAAACAAUUCUUCAGAAAAUGAAGAAACAGCUUCCAUAUGUUCAAAACGACAUCGGCAUCAUCAAUGAAAGAAACAACACUAUAUCGCGAGGUAUAGCCACACAAUCGAUUAUCAUUUUUUUCCUUUCCAUUUGUUUGGAACUGCUGCUUAGAUAAUAGUGGAAAGCCUAUGGAUUUUAAUCUUUUUUGAUCAUGACUUACAGUUUAUAUUUCCAAUGAAUUCGCAAAAACUCUCCUCAGAGAAAUGUAAAAGAAACGUCCAGAAAUCCAAAACGACAUUGCUGCUAUCAAAGAAACAAGACGCUUGCUGAAACUCAAGACAACUCUACUGAAAUUAUUAUUUUUCAUAAUUCCAAAAAGUUUUCUUUUGUUUUUCCGUUAAUUGCAAGAUCAAGAUGCUUGUCAUGUUACCUGCAAAGGUUUAAGUUGGCUCGUGGACAGGCUCUUGCAGAAAUCUGUCAAUUUAGAAACGGUUGAUGAAUUUACCUUUUCUUCCAGCAGUUAAGAAGAAUUGAGUUAAGCUUCAAAAAUCUGGUAAAACAAGCAGCGGUGUUUAUGCAGUCGACCCUGAUGGUUCAGGUGCUUUUAACGUCUUUUGUGACCAAAUAACAGCCGGUCCGGUUGGGGGGGAGGGGGUGCUGGAUAGUGUUUCAGAAGAGACUGGAAGGCUCGGUUGCUUUGCACCGUAG
This is a messenger RNA of Pocillopora meandrina, 18550 nucleotides long. The record is from the annotation of a GenBank genome assembly. NCBI's taxonomy places the organism in Eukaryota, Metazoa, Cnidaria, Anthozoa, Scleractinia, Pocilloporidae.